This is a messenger RNA of Fopius arisanus, 1877 nucleotides long. Its product is annotated as transmembrane protein 216-like. The transcript has a single exon. Gene Ontology annotation, cellular component: ciliary transition zone. Bases 259 to 687 code for a protein of 142 amino acids. The record is from RefSeq and is a predicted model, not a curated record. NCBI's taxonomy places the organism in Eukaryota, Metazoa, Arthropoda, Insecta, Hymenoptera, Braconidae. Gene Ontology annotation, biological process: non-motile cilium assembly.
CCUAGAUGUGCGUGUAGGUUAAAAAUAAACAAAGAUUUUAUUAGAGAAUACAAAAAUAAUUGUCGAGCGACGCAGACGGUUCAUCACCAGUGGCAAUCGCCGAUCGAUUUGGCCCUCAAAAAUCAACAAUUCGGAGGCUAAAAAUGUCAUCAAAGUGAAAAACAAGAGGAAAAAAAAAAUGAGAGAACCCAGUGGAGUGCAUGAACACCUGCAGACCUGACAAGAUCCCGUAGUGUCUCCAAAAAAAAAAGUGAAAAUAUGCCAACAGUAGCAAAUUCAUCUUUAACGUACGAAAUCCUCAUGUACCUCAACUCCUUCUAUUUUGGUAUAUUCGCUUUAAGUGAAUUGACAAUGGGUAUAAUAAAAGCCAUCGAAAUACCAUCACCAAACUCCGGCACAACCAUAACCGAAUUUUCACUCCUGAUAUUUCUCGUUGCAACUGAGGGUGGACGUGUCUACCUAGGAAGAAAAGGAAAUCUCACGGGUAAAGGACUUCUCAUACUACUAGGUAUUGCCUUGACAAUACCAUGUGUUCUUGCAAAUCUUUAUUUCCUCUUCUGGCAGAGCUGUGUCUUCAGACUGGAAGUCAUCCUCUGCAGCAUUGAAUUGGUGCUGCUUACAUCUGAACUAGUCAUCUCUGUGAUGUGCCUCAUUGCUGUUAAUCGUCCACCUCUUCCUGAGGAAUAGAAAAAAAAAACUCCAGUCACUCUAUGUUUAUUUAUUGAUUCAUCAUUCACCAUUCAUAAUUCUUCAUCAGGAAUCACUGGUCCCAUUGGGAUUACACAUGUGUGAGCAGCUGACGACGAGUAUUGUGAGUGAAUAUUGAAGUACGAAUGGUAAAUCAAUCAGAUCGAUUGAGACUGUUGCCAUCAUGUUGCGAGCUCUGGAACAACGAUAAUGGAAAUUUAAUGAUAAUUUCACUGCUCGUGUUUGUCAGUGGAAUUGUGGAUGGACGUGUCGACUUUGGAAGGAAAUCUCACCUCCUGAUAUGACUCGGUAUUGCCUUAACAAUACUCAGUGCCCCGGCAAUCCUUUACUUCCCCUACUCCAGCAGGAUUACAUCCUUAAACUAUGAGUGAUCCUCUGUAGUAAAAAAUUGGUACUGCUUACGUCUGAACUCGUCAUCUCUGUGAUGUGCCUUAUUACAGUUUAUCGUCCUCCUUCCCCUCAACAAUCGAGGAAAUAACUCGCUAUUUAUUUAUUUACUCAUAAUUGUUGGUUUAAUUGAGACUAAAGCAUGCGUGAACAACUGAUGACGAAUAUCGUCAGUAAACAUUAGAAAAUUCAUAGUAAAUCCAUCAAAUUAUCAGUUUAUUCUCUCAUCUCAUCAUUUUAAUCAUUCCAAACACUGCUCCGAGCAUAUUCCAAUACACAAUGGGAAUUUGCUCAUAAUUAGAACAAUCAAUUAAUGAUAUAUUAGAGAGGAAGAAAAAAUAUGCAACGAGACAUGCAUUUAUACAUUUGAUAGCGUAAAAACGGACGUCGUAGUGUUUCAGUUGCCUCAUGCUCAUGAAUAUAUUUAUAUUUUAGCUAGUUAACAUCACUCAUUGUCAUCAAUUGUUAUACCAUUGUACCUUGUUGUUUGUACAUGUCAAUGCAUGUACACUCUUGCUCAGUAUCCAUUUCUUCAUUAUCGAAGAUAUUUCUAGUCGAUCGAGCAAAUAUCGAGAUUACUUUAUCCACUAUUAUAUACCAAAAGUCGACAAUUUUUUUUUCUCCGCUUUUAGUGCCUUCAUCCUCACAUAAUUCUGCACGUUAGUCAGUCACUGAUUAUUAUUGUGUGUUUAGCUAGGAUUUUCAAUGUUUGAUAAAAUUUAAUAAAUGAUAAUGCCCUGUGCCUUGUAACUUAUGAUGAAUAAAUUAUCUAGUCUUAUGAU